AUGAUAUAUAUUUUCUACAGUAAAUUUUACGUUAUUGGUGUUGCUGGUGGAAAUGCGAUAACUUUUCAAAGAGUUAUUGACGUCAUAUCAGAAACGCUCAACAUUAUGGCUAAUUCUCAGGGUGAUUGUAACAACUUUACUUUCGGUGCUAGUGGUAAAGAUCCGGUUACAGGUGUGGCAUCUCGAGGUUUCGGGAACUACGAAACUAUUGUGGCAGCUACAGUGCUGGUGAAGAUUUGUGGAUAGGGUUUGGAUGGGAUGGCACCACUGCCGUUCAUACAAAUAUGACAAACACCAGAAUGACCGAUUCUGAAAUUUUUGAGAGGAUGUAUCCUGUUAUUUUAAAGGAGUUCCUAAUAAGAAUAGUUGUAGUUUAUGUGAAGAUUAACAGUUGGCCUGGACUUAUCAGUAUCAAAAUCUUUGUAUUUGAGUUCAAGCUCGCUAGAGAGAUCAUCCAGCCAAUUCCUGAGCUGAUUUAG
Molecule: messenger RNA, 479 nt
Organism: Lachancea fermentati
Lineage: Eukaryota; Fungi; Ascomycota; Saccharomycetes; Saccharomycetales; Saccharomycetaceae
Source: the annotation of a GenBank genome assembly